Molecule: messenger RNA, 1577 nt
Organism: Scutellospora calospora
Lineage: Eukaryota; Fungi; Glomeromycota; Glomeromycetes; Diversisporales; Gigasporaceae
Source: the annotation of a GenBank genome assembly
AUUGAAGCCGCAACGUGAAAUGGAAGCUCUUAUUAAGGAAGCGCGUGAAAUUUAUGACGGUAGUGAUUUGAGAGAUUUGAAUGAUAAAUAUGUGAAAGACAAAGCUGUUGUAGAAAAAUUAGAGGUAGUAACAAAUGAUAGUGGAAAUAUUAGGUUCGAAGCGGAAGUUAAGGAUAUUACAACAUUUGACCAGUUUAUUGAGACGAUGAAGACUUCGGUUAUAGAAAAUAAACAUGUUAAACCUAUCGGAACUUUUGCUGCAUUUAGCGAAAUUACAGAAACAGAUGGUUUUCUUUUAAAAACCGAUCAAUAUGUUGGAAUUUCCAAAACCUCUUUAAAUAUGUUAAAAGAGGACAUUAAAACCCAAGCCGAAAAAGAUGAUAUUGUUUAUUACGAUGUGAAAUGUGGAAUUACCAUUCAUGAUGUUGUUAAAGAAUUAAAAAAAGAUAAUAGGGCUUUGUUUAAUUUAGAUGGUUGGGGAGGACAACGUAUAGUGAGUGUGAAUGCAACAUCUACUCACGGCAGCGGCGUCACCCUCCCACCAUUACAUUCUUUUGUUGUAUCAGUUAACUUGAUUGCUCCUGGUGGAAUGCUAUAUCGAAUUGAACCAUCUAAAGGGAUAACUGAUCCAAAUAAAUUCCAUUCUCAAUUUCCUAACAUCAGUCUCAUUCAAGAUGACAAAACUUUUAACGCUAGCAUAGUGCACAUCGGAGCUCUUGGAGUAGUUCAUGAAUUAACAAUAUACACAAUUUCUCUAUAUUCGGUAAUUGAAACUCGAGAAGAAACAACGUGGGAUCAUGCAAAAACUAUUUUAAAACAAAAACCUUAUUCAUCCAAUCCCUAUCUCCAAUAUCGUAAUUGUGAAGUUUGGCUUAGUCCGUACACUAAUUACACUUUAAUAACCAAGAGAAAUAUAGCAACUCAAGAAGAUAAGAUGAAAUAUCCUAAACCUGAAAUUAAAAAGUUGUUUCAAGAGUAUUCAGAAUUGACUUUAGUACAAGAAGUAGCAAAAAUUUUAAGUGUUGGUGUGGGUGGUGCUUUGUUUUUAUUGCUAAACUUGUUUCCAGCUACUGUUCCACAUACGAUUGAACUUUCUAUGAAAACUCAACAUCAUAGUGAUCCUAUUGUUGAUACUUAUGAUAAUAUUUAUCCAAUUGGAUGGAUCAAUAAUUUCAAAGUAAUAGCAGUAGAAUUUUCAUUUUCAAUGAAAAAUGAUAAUCACCUUAAUGCUAUCGAUGCGAUUGUUCAAACACUUAAAAAGAUUAGAGAAGAACAUAAUUUAAAUAUUAAUGGACCAGCUUCUUUAAGAUUUUCUGCUGCUUCUUCCCAAUAUCUUUCUAUGGCUCAUAAUACUGAUGGCGAACCUAGAGCUUAUUUGGAAAUGCCAAUUUUACUAUAUGAGCCACACAUUACUUAUUACAAGAAAACGUAUGAUGCAUUAUUACAAACAGCAUUAAAAUUUAAUGCAAGAUGUCAUUGGGAAACUAUUUCUUUGUUUAUUGAACAAAUUAAAAAGUUUGAUCCUCAAGGAAUUAUGAGCAAUGAUUUGUUAAAUCAUUUAGGAUUAACACCUAAUG